Molecule: messenger RNA, 426 nt
Organism: Leptosia nina
Lineage: Eukaryota; Metazoa; Arthropoda; Insecta; Lepidoptera; Pieridae
Source: the annotation of a GenBank genome assembly
AUGUCAUCUCAACGCCGUAAGGCAUUUACGAUGGAGGAGAAAGGUGUAAUAAUAUGCAGAUUAGAAAAUGGAGAAUCAAACUCGUCUAUCGCAAAGGAAUUUGGCGUGGGUCAUUCGAUGAUCUCGAUGAUUUUUAAAAACAAGAACCGUAUUAAUCAAUCGUUCAAUUCAAAUGUUUUGAAACCGAAGAGGCUUCGAAUUUCGCGACAACAAAAUGUUGAUGAAGCAUUAAUUCAGUGGUUUGAAAUCAUGAGAAACAAAAGAAUACCUAUCAGCGGCCCUAUGCUACAGGAAAAGGCAAAUGUCUUUGCCGCGCGUUUUGGUCUUCUCGAUUUCAAUUGUUCUGCAAGCUGGAUCAGUCGUUUUAAAGUUCGACAUAACAUUGUGGCGGGAAAAAUUGUCGGUGAAACUUCGUCUAUUGGUUAA